Molecule: messenger RNA, 357 nt
Organism: Notothenia coriiceps (black rockcod)
Lineage: Eukaryota; Metazoa; Chordata; Actinopteri; Perciformes; Nototheniidae
Product: focadhesin-like
Exons: 3
Biological process (GO): regulation of post-transcriptional gene silencing
Source: RefSeq, a predicted model, not a curated record
AUCAUUUUUGUCUUUGAACAUGUGUGUAUCCGGCAGGUGUUGGCGUACUCUGUGGCGUGUGUGUGUGUAUCGGCCUUCAGCGCAGACAUCAUAGACGCUGCCAAGGCUGAGGAGGUUAUGACCUCUCUGCGCACCCUGACCGAGGAGAGCCAGCAGACCCCAGGCUUCUCCCUGGCUCUGGGGCUGGUGGUGCACGGCCUGUCCAUGUCCGGCCACGGGAAGGCCGAGGACAUCCAGCCCCGCCUGCUGGCUGCCUGGGUGAAGAUCCUCCUGGCAGAGGGCUGUCCCACAAUGCAGCGGCUGGCUGCCGUCAAUGGCCUUGUGGCGCUGGUGGGGUCUGAGAGCUACCUCUUCCAG